GUCCGUUCUGCUCAAGGCAUCAUCACCUAUUCAUGACUAAUAUUAUACCUAUUAACCUCAAAUUAAAUCUGUCUCCAUCAUUAGAUGAUUCUUUAGCACAUUGAAUUGCUUCAAAUUCAUUCAUUAGAAUUAUUUGUUAAAUAUAAAUCUCUAUGUCUGUGAUUUUUUUAUUGGAGAUUUGAUCCGUUCAUGGGUAAAAGAUGCACGUUUUCAACACAAUAUAAAGGUCAUGGUUGAGCCAGAGUCAUUUGCAGCCUCCACCGAUUCAAGUAAUCAGCUAGAAUAGGCAAUGGAAUCAGGGAAGAGCCAGGAAGAAAAGUACAGAGGCGUGAGAAGGCGGCCGUGGGGGAAAUUCGCGGCGGAGAUUCGAGACUCGACAAAGCAAGGAGCAAGAAUAUGGUUAGGUACUUUCAAUACAGCUGAAGAAGCAGCAAGAGCUUAUGAUAAAGCUGCAUAUAUAAUGAGAGGUCAAUUAGCAGUACUCAAUUUCCCUCAAGAAUACCCUCCAACUAAUAAGAAUGUGGCAAGAACUGGGAUUGAUAAAAGCAAAGAAGUGAUUGAAUUUGAGUGUUUGGAUGAUAAGUUGCUUGAGGAGCUUCUUGAUUUUGAAGAGAACCAGAACAACAAUUAGAGAGUGAAUUUCUGUGUAUUUAUGGCUAUAAUGUUCCAACUAUAUAGUUUUGGCGCCAAUAAGUUCAAGGCAGUUAAUUAGUUAGUUAAAUUAUCAGCAUUUUGUGGGCCCUUAAUUACUCCCUUUUUUCUAUAUGUCAAACAAAAGCAAAAUAAAAAUUUGACUGUAUAUUUCUUUAUUUCUCAAUUUUUUUAAUUCCUUUUUUUAUUUUCUUUUGCAUUCCCUUACUGUACUCAAAUCAUCAAUUGGGUAUUUGGACAAAUUACAAUC
Molecule: messenger RNA, 901 nt
Organism: Ricinus communis (castor bean)
Lineage: Eukaryota; Viridiplantae; Streptophyta; Magnoliopsida; Malpighiales; Euphorbiaceae
Product: ethylene-responsive transcription factor ERF095
Exons: 2
Coding region: 290-631 (113 amino acids)
Biological process (GO): ethylene-activated signaling pathway; regulation of DNA-templated transcription
Molecular function (GO): DNA binding; DNA-binding transcription factor activity
Source: RefSeq, a predicted model, not a curated record